Zophobas morio is the source of this 1967-nucleotide messenger RNA. RefSeq names its product negative elongation factor A-like. The transcript has 11 exons. Lineage: Eukaryota; Metazoa; Arthropoda; Insecta; Coleoptera; Tenebrionidae. The coding region runs from base 580 to 1929 and encodes 449 amino acids. The record is from RefSeq and is a predicted model, not a curated record.
GACACCGAGCUUUGGCUUCGGGCUAAACUGGAAGAUCCCUGGGCUGGUGAAAAUAUCUCUGCUCUUCUCACACCAGAUAUUUUGGAAGAAAUAGCUGCAAACUUUAACAGUUAUGAGCCACAAGUGAAGGCCAAACUAUUAAUAUCGAUAAUAAAUAUUAAACGAAGCGCUUUGAAAGGAUUAGAAGAAAAAUUAAAAGCAAUCUUUAACUCAGCUUCACAAGACAAAGAUGAAUGGGUAAAAGUGGUAUACCAUAUAACAAAGACCUAUAUAAAAAAUUUUACACUAAACACUCAUGAUUUUGAAACCUGUGGUAAUGCUCUUGAGUUGUCCUAUAAAGAAUGUGCGUCGGCUCUGCGGAACUCUAAAGUAAAUUGUUAUCCCCAAUACGCUUGUUAUUUGAACGAACGCGUUUCUAAAGAAUUGUUUUCGCAAGAAGCUGCUGAUAUUGUCGUUAAUAUUAAAAGUCGUCCGAAAUCCGACAAGCUUGCUACAGAAAUACGGGAAAUAUGUUGUAAAGCAGCGCUUGCCGAAAACUUCAAUUCUGUAUUGUCUUCCACUUCUAAGCAGGAAAAGAAUAUGAAGGUUCCAGCUUUAGGAUUUAAAAAAAGCGCCUUUUUUAACGAUCCUUCAGAUCGAAGAUCACAUCCUUCCUCUGUGCACAGAAAAAUUUCUUUCGGGACGCGCUUGCCUUUACACUCCUCCGUCAACGGCAUCGAAAUAGGAAAAAGCUAUAAUCAACAAAGAAGAGGGAUGGUUUAUAUGGGCGUAGAGGAAUCCGGGCUUGUGGAACAAAAACAAAUAAAGAGGAAAAAAACUGAUGCCGAACUGGCCGUAUUGGAAGAGGAAAAACUCGUUAAGAAAAAACUUAAAGAAGAAGAAAAAGAGAAAAAAAAACAAGAAAAGCUAGAAAAGGCGCUUGAAAGGAAAAAAUCUCUUGCUUUGAAAAAACAAAGAAGAGCUGCUUCGAAUACUGAGCCUCCCCCUCCGUCUGCUAGGGAAGAUAAGCCUUCGACUUCGCCGUUGCAAGAUGCCAGACAAAAUAUGAGUUCUGAGCUACCCUCACAAGAGAGGCAAGAAAACGAUGGCGAACUUUCUGAUCUCAAGGAGAAGAGUAAACCACUCCUUAAAGGGACAAAAGCCAAGAAGGAAAUAAAGCAAACUAAUAAAAGUUUGGAGGAGGAGUCGGUUCGGUUGAAGAAAGCAAAGAAAAAAGCGCGGCGGGAGAGAAAAAAAGAGUGGAAGAAACACAAUCCUCUGCCCAGCGACCACGUGCAGCCUUCCUCUGCUUCUAACAAGGAACGGGAUCUGGAUUUACAAAAACUACCAGCGUUUCACCAGCAAAAAAUAAAAACCACAGAGCACGUGGUUGAGCCGGCUUUGAUGGGGCCCUUUAGAGUACCAAUUCCCCCCGCCCCCUGCUCCCAGGAGCCGGCUUUUCUCGCGCGGGAGCAACCCCCGAAUUUUUACAAUGGCGAGAGCACACGACACCCGCAAGCACCUCCUUACGGUGCGCCUCGCAGUAGUUUUUAUCCUUACUUGACUGGCGUUCCACCCUCUCCUACGCCGUUGGGAGGCCCCAGUGCCUCGCCACUUCUGUAUGAUCGGCUGCAGCAGCCCGGUUAUAUGGACACCCAUCCUUAUGUGAAACUUUUAAGACGAGUAGAGCAGGAACACGCUCAAACUUUUCAGUUGACUAAUUGCCUCACUGAUGUAGAUCGGAUUACCAUUGCCCGCUUUAUUGACGGCGACCGAGAAAAUCCGAACCCUGCUAUCUUCUCGAAUGUACAUCACAUAUUAAUGAACGAAGAGUAUGUCAAGAACUCUAAUGGUGAAGAUACAAUAGAGCAGAUUAUCUUUGAAAUGAAUUACGAAUUUAAAAGUUGGAAGCGUUUAAAGCGUAGCGGGGUAGUAAAAAUGACUGGCUGAUAUGUUUUUCUUAAUACUUAAUUUAUUAAAAUUAAGAU